This is a messenger RNA of Schistosoma bovis, 985 nucleotides long. NCBI's taxonomy places the organism in Eukaryota, Metazoa, Platyhelminthes, Trematoda, Strigeidida, Schistosomatidae. The record is from the annotation of a GenBank genome assembly.
CAUUGAUUGCGGAAAAUAUGAAAGAUGAAAAAAUGCGAAGAAAUACAAUUCAACAACAUUCAGCAUUGUUUAAACUUGGCUCAGACAUUGAAUACAUUUCUGGCGAUAUGAUGUUACCACAACAAAUCAAUGUCAGCAAUGAAGCUAGAAAAUUAUAUCAAGAAUAUGAAUGCGACAAUAAAAUAUCGAUUGCUACAAAGCUUAAAGAAUUUCUAGAUAGAACAUUUGGUAGGUCAUGGCAUGUUACGGUAGUGGAUGGUUCCUUUGCCAGUUCAUAUACACAAGAGGUUAAUACUUCAUUUCACUUUAAAAUGAAAAAUCUUUGUUAUCUUAUAUGGAAAACACCAGAGUACAUAGAUGAAUAAUUGAUAAAAUGGUUUCAGUAAUAAAUGUAUUCAAGCAGUAAAAACGCGAUUUUAAAUAUUCAAAGCGAAUCUCGGAAGUUCUUCGUUGAAGACAUUCAUUAUUACACGAGUAACUAAGUGGGAGAAUAGUUCAUAUUCAGAGUUACACAUGAAGAAACCGUUAAGAACGAUGAGUACGACGUAGAUAUCACUAAAACAAUGAGUCAUUAGCACUCGUUUCAGUAGUGGAUUACAAAACGUAUUUCAUUAAAUGAAAUGAAUGGGAAUCCACGUAAAUAUUUAACCAGUGAAAGUUCUGAAAUAAAGGCUGGAGAAAUAAUAGUCAAUGACACGACACUACUAUAGAAGGAAACAUCAUGGUACAUUUAAUUAGUUGAAUGAAGGCCAUUGACAACAACAAUGGAAAUCAAUUGAGUUUGAUCAUUUAAUCGCAUUAGAAGUGGUAAAUUCGAUGAAACCAAUGAAUGUCAAUAGAAUAUAUUGUUGUGGUUGUCCUUCGAUAACUAAUCUCCCUCGUACCGUUAUCGUAUAAUCUUCAACGGUGUUUGAAAUCAGAAGGUAAAAAGAAGCCGCUACUACAGUUUAUUUAGCAGAUAUUUCGGAACACACGUCAGAGAGGC